Molecule: messenger RNA, 669 nt
Organism: Quercus robur (English oak)
Lineage: Eukaryota; Viridiplantae; Streptophyta; Magnoliopsida; Fagales; Fagaceae
Product: F-box protein CPR1-like
Exons: 3
Coding region: 1-669 (222 amino acids)
Source: RefSeq, a predicted model, not a curated record
AUGGUCCCAUUGGCCAUUAGGAGGAAAAUAAGAUACAGUGUUUCUGUUGGGUUCGGAAUUGAUUCCAAAACCAGUGACUAUAAGGUGGCGAGGAUUCUGAGUUUUCAAGAUAGAAAAAGCGCGUCUUCACCCAAGCUUGAGGUUGAGGUUUACUCACUUGCCACUGCUGAAUGGAAAACGCUUACUACAGCCUUGCCUCCCACAAGUACUGAAUGCUAUGGUAACCCACAUGCUUCUUCUGUCAAUGGGGCUCUGCAUUGGGUUGCUUCCAGAAGAACUAAAGACAAUAUGCUUAUCAAGUUUGUUAUGGUACUCGAUUUGGAGGAUGAGGUUUUCAGUGAGAUAGCGAUGCCGAAAUUUGCCGAAAAUGAACGUAACUUGCCCUCAACUAUUUCAGCAUAUGGGAAUUCCCUUGCCUUGUAUCAAGAGGUUUCUAUGAACUAUCUCAAUAUAUGGCUGAUGAAGGAGUAUGGGAAUGCGUCCUCGUGGACCAAAAUUGUAAUUUUGGCUGAUCAAGGUCCCAGAUAUUACAGACCAAGUGCAAAAGGUUUUAGGAAGUGUGUGGUGAUGGCAACAGAAGCUUUUGAUGACCAGAUGCUUGCAACUACUUAUGAUCAUUUGGUUUAUGAUGAAUUGGCAGGAAGAUUCUUUAGGGCUAAAAAUGCUUAA